This is a messenger RNA of Mus caroli (Ryukyu mouse), 2840 nucleotides long. RefSeq names its product zinc finger protein 76 (gene Znf76). Lineage: Eukaryota; Metazoa; Chordata; Mammalia; Rodentia; Muridae. Gene Ontology annotation, molecular function: DNA-binding transcription factor activity, RNA polymerase II-specific; RNA polymerase II cis-regulatory region sequence-specific DNA binding. The record is from RefSeq and is a predicted model, not a curated record. Gene Ontology annotation, biological process: regulation of transcription by RNA polymerase II. Gene Ontology annotation, cellular component: nucleus.
UGUUGGAAAUUGUUGGGCCUGCGAAAGUUUUAAUACUACUAUGUCAGCUUUUCUGUGUUUCAGCGGUCCACGUCAGGAGUUAAUAGAUGAUUACAUAAAGUUUAGCCCCAUUCCUCGGAAAACACCUCUAGUCAAAUGAGCUUCCAUUUGAAUCAGAGCUUACCUAGGCUGAGCAGACUGUUUGGCCCUAACCGAUAUCUGACCUCUUCUGUUUGUGAGACAUCAGAAGGCUAAGUUUAAACCGCACUCUGCAGAAGUCUGCCGCGGUUUGGGACGUGCACUAUCCUAGCAACUAGAACCUGUUGCCCUGGUGCCAUCCGCUCCCCCGCUCCAGUGGAUUCUUAUGGGACAUAGCUGACUGGAUCCGACAAAGAUUGGUGACCCAGAAGGAAAUCUGUGACCUCAGUGGUGACCAGAAGCCAACUUCAUGUCUGAAGGCACAAGUGGCAGUUUGUCAUGGAAAGCCUGGGGCUGCAAACGGUGAGGCUCAGUGAUGGGACAACAGCCUACGUCCAGCAGGCUGUCAAAGGGGAGAAGCUGCUUGAAGGGCAAGUGAUCCAGCUGGAGGAUGGGACCACUGCAUACAUUCACCAGGUGACGAUACAGAAAGAGUCUUUCUCCUUUGAAGAUGGUCAGCCCGUGCAGCUGGAAGACGGCAGCAUGGCCUACAUACACCACACACCCAAAGAGGGCUAUGACCCCAGCGCCCUGGAAGCUGUCCAGCUGGAGGACGGUUCCACUGCCUACAUUCAUCACCCUGUAUCUGCGCCGUCGGACAGCACCAUCCUGGCUGUGCACACAGAGGUGGGCUUGGAGGACCUGGCAGCGGACGAUGAGGAAGGCUUCGGCGCGGACACAGUGGUGGCCCUGGAGCAGUAUGCCAGCAAGGUUCUGCACGAUAGCCCUGCUUCCCACAAUGGCAAAGGGCAGCAGGUUGGAGACCGAGCUUUCCGCUGUGGCUACAAGGGCUGUGGUCGUCUCUACACCACUGCCCAUCACUUAAAGGUCCACGAACGAGCUCACACAGGGGACCGUCCAUACAGGUGUGACUUCCCGAGCUGUGGAAAGGCCUUUGCAACAGGCUAUGGGCUAAAAAGUCAUGUUCGUACUCACACGGGUGAGAAACCAUACAAGUGCCCAGAGGAGCUGUGCAGCAAAGCCUUCAAGACCUCAGGGGACCUGCAGAAACACGUGCGGACCCACACAGGUGAGCGCCCAUUCCGGUGCCCUUUUGAGGGCUGUGGCCGCUCCUUCACCACAUCAAAUAUCCGCAAGGUACAUGUGCGCACCCACACAGGCGAGCGGCCCUACACCUGCCCCGAGCCCCACUGUGGCCGUGGCUUCACCAGCGCCACCAACUACAAGAAUCACGUGCGCAUCCAUACAGGGGAGAAGCCAUACGUUUGCACGGUGCCAGGCUGCGGAAAGCGCUUUACGGAGUACUCGAGCCUGUACAAACACCACGUGGUGCACACACACUGCAAGCCCUACACGUGCAGUAGCUGCGGCAAGACCUACCGGCAGACCUCCACCCUGGCCAUGCACAAGCGCAGCGCGCACGGGGAACUGGAGGCCACGGAGGAGAGUGAACAGGCCCUGUAUGAGCAGCAGCAGCUGGAGGCCGCCUCUGCUGCUGAGGAAAGCCCCCCGCCCAAACCAACCCACAUUGCUUACCUUUCGGAAGUGAAGGAAGAGAGCAGUGCCAUCCCAACCCAAGUAGCCAUGGUGACGGAGGAGGAUGGGCCCCCUCAGGUGGCUCUGAUCACUCAGGACGGUACCCAGCAGGUCAGCCUGUCUCCAGAAGACCUGCAGGCCCUGGGAAGUGCCAUCAGUGUAGUGACACAGCACGGCAGCACCACCCUCACCAUCCCCGGUCAUCACGAAGAACUGGCCACAUCUGGUGCACACACGGUCACCAUGGUCAGCGCCGAUGGCACGCAGACUCAGCCCGUCACAAUCAUUACCUCUGGGGCCUUGGUGACUGAGGACUCAAGCGUGGCAUCUCUUCAUCACCAACAGGUGGCGCUGUUGGCCACAGCCAACGGAACACACAUCGCAGUGCAGCUGGAGGACCAGCAGACCCUGGAGGAGGCCAUAAGCGUAGCCACUGCUGCUAUGCAGCAAGGGGCUGUGACCCUGGAAACCACAGAGAGCGGCUGCUGAGCCCAAGAGGACCAGCUCCCACACCACACUGGAGAAGGCACCAUGCUCACAGGCAGCCCUGCCUCCGGGGCCCCCAGCCACAGCUGACCCCAAGAAGAUGGCCACAUAGGCCUCAGGGGUGAUGAGGCAACAGGAAAAUGGCCUCUAGUGGAAAGGUCUGUGGGCUACACCCAAGAUGAGGGCCAGGCAGCAGACAGUGGACACUGAGCUUGGUCACCAGGCUGCCACACCCCUGCGUCCCUCCCUUGGAAGGAUAUUCUUCCUGCUCUGUCCACUCCCUUCCUCAGGGAGGUGGUGACUAGGUGGACGAGGACUGGCCUCCACCCUGGCUGCUAGUACCACCAGGGGAAAGGCUGACAGCUUUCAGCCCAGCGCCUCCCAGCAAUAACUGUCUCCUGGGGCUACGGUGGCCGAGAUGCCUAGCCACUUGGCACCAGGGACUUCCCACCACCACAGUCAGAAUUAAUUCCUCAGGGGCCUGUGGCUGGAGUGAAGGUGCCUCCUCGCUUGUCUGUGGCAGAGAGGCAAGCGAGUGGCCUGUACCCGGACUGCUGGGGACUGGGUUUCAUUUGUUUUGUGGUUUGGGUUUUUAAUCCUAUUUUGAUAAUUUUUUUUCCUGCUCUGGGUGGUGGUGGCAGACGGGCGGAUGAGUAUUUAAUAAAAGUUGCAAGUUUCCA